This is a messenger RNA of Eurytemora carolleeae, 1715 nucleotides long. RefSeq lists its product as uncharacterized. Gene Ontology annotation, biological process: multicellular organism development; syncytium formation by cell-cell fusion. Lineage: Eukaryota; Metazoa; Arthropoda; Copepoda; Calanoida; Temoridae. Gene Ontology annotation, cellular component: cell-cell contact zone; extracellular region. Bases 204 to 1715 code for a protein of 503 amino acids. The record is from RefSeq and is a predicted model, not a curated record. The transcript is spliced from 10 exons.
AAGUAUUGAAAAGCCUAGCUAUCUGAAACUGUAUUGAUCUGAAACUGGGUUCUAGGUUUAUAAACACUACAGACCGGAUGGUAAAUACAAUCUCAACACAGAAGAUAGAAGAUGUUCUCACACCUAAACAUUUUUAGAAUUAAAGUCGGAUGAAGUGUUUAACUAGAAGAUAAAGAACGGAUAAAAAAUCUAGUUUUGAAAAAAUGAAUUUUUGUCAAAUAAUCUCUCUUCUUCUCUAUUCUGGACACGUGGAUUUAUUAAGAUUACAAACAAGAAGAUUUGAUGGAGGAGGAGACGGGUAUAGAAGAGGUAGAGAGCUAAACAACCAGGACGGGUUGAGUUUAGAGGAUGAAGAACACAGUUCUCCAGGUAGGAAGGUUCACUGUAGUUCUCCUAGUGGUAGUGUUGAAGGACGGAUAGUGGUUGAGGAGGAGGGGGGAACUCUAACAGAUAUGACAGUUCUAACCUGGCAAAUAGGACUUGGAGAAACAUUGUGCUACAGGUUCAGCUCCGAGGGUUCCUCUCUCCACGGAGUAGUUGAGGUUAGAUUCAGCUCCUUGAAGAGUGUUUACAGUAUCACAGAUUCAUAUCAGUUCCAGCUUCCAGCAGGACAUGCAGAGUGUAUUUGUGAUUGUCCAGGAGGCUGUUUCUUCAGUUUUCUGAAGCUGUCAUCAGCUGUCUGCUGCGCUGUCAAGGUCAAACCUAUUUCUGACAAGAAAUACCGAGCUGUCAACUUGCGAAUUCCUAGUGUUAUCGCACAGUUUGAGACGAAAUAUAUCGAUGAGAACGGAACUGUCCUUGAUACACGGAAUUACAAUGUUGAUCUGAACUCAGGGACAACAAUAGAUUGGGACGUGAGCCUUCAAGUGAGUAGUCCUGGGCCCACCUCCUUGGUCCCUCCAGGCUGGUAUGUGGUCCCAGAGAGCUCUACCCACCACCACACCCUACUGGCAGGCGAGGAGGUUAACCCCCUAGACGGAUGGGACGUGGACAAACUUGGAUGGUUUAAAACAGGUUUAAGUGGGGAAGGAGUGGCCGAAGAGCUGGAUCAGCUGAUGUUGAAGUUCUCUCCUCAAGUGGAAAACUGCGCGACUGGUGAAUACUCCGCCAUCUUUAAAUCUGGAAAGAUAAACCAGGAUGAGGUUGGAGGACGACCUGUCCAACAACUCUUCCCGUUUAUUCAAUCCGUCAGGGUCUGGAGACGACAUAUCGAGAUGGAGCAUAAAGAUUCUCCCCUUCUCUCCCUCUCCCUUCAGCACAGGUCUAGAGUAGGCGUGGUAGUGCAGAGCUCCGCCUCUCAUCUUGGAGAUUUUUCAGGAUAUCUCUACCAGGACCAAAAUUCUCAUCUUCAUCUUAAUCUGACUUUAAUCAAUGCAACAGGAACUCUCAGUGGCUUGGUUUCAGGAGAAACAGCUUCACAGGUGUUCCUAUUGAGGGUUAAUUCAAGCCAAACAAAUACUGUACGGUUGAGCAUGACAAGCUGUACUGCUGAACAGGUGAAUGUAAGCCUGCAUCCUGUAGGACGAGUUGAGGAAGUCCUGAGUAGACAGGUUCCCUGUAUUACAGAAAACCAACGAAUGUUUAGAUCCGUCCCAGGUCCAGGGCAUCAUGUGGAAGUUAAACUAGGGGUCUCCUCUGACCCUGAUUCUGAUUGGUUGUCAUGGUUUGAUCCAACUAAAAUGUUUUUUACUCCAUGGACUACUACCAGUUACUAA